Vespula pensylvanica (western yellowjacket) is the source of this 1300-nucleotide messenger RNA. RefSeq lists its product as uncharacterized. Bases 158 to 763 code for a protein of 201 amino acids. The transcript is spliced from 5 exons. Lineage: Eukaryota; Metazoa; Arthropoda; Insecta; Hymenoptera; Vespidae. The record is from RefSeq and is a predicted model, not a curated record.
UAAUUACGGUGCUUCUACAUCAUAACAUUAUCGUGCAUAUAAGAAACAUUAAGAAACAAAAAAAAAACAAUAAUAUAUACAGAUUAUAGUCAGAUAUAUAUUUGAAAUAUACAUAUAUCGAAGAGCGGCAAAAGAACCGCCAAAUUUCAAGCUACUCAUGUUACAGGCAAAAGCAUUAGUCCUUUUAUCGGUAAUAGCAACCAUCAAAGCUUUACCAAUCGCAAAUGUUCAUGUGAAAUUCGUCUCUCGACCUCACGUAUACGAACAUGGUAUUACAACAGACGGAGAUCGUACGAUCUAUCAAAAAUCCUUUGUUUCGAUCGGACGAAGAAGCAUUCCUUCAAAUCCACGAAGACAAUUUGGAGAACGCCUACGUACCGAUUCCAAUUUGCAACAAAUCCCAGAAAUUGGAAAAUACGCAACAAUAAUAAAACCGGAAAAUGCUGAAUCAUUAUGGCCAGUUGGGGUCUUCCUUCCCCCCAUAGACGUGAAUGACCUUGGUCAUAGUUCUCAAGAAUCUAGACAUAUAACGCCCGAUUACAGUAACGGCUUAGAAUAUCACGAUCCUUUGCUUCUGACUGGUACGGAAGCAAUGAUGGCGGUGAAAUACAUUUAUGGCCGUGGUGAACUCUUUUACGAUGAUUUUCCACACGUACGUGCUAUAUUGCGAAAUCAAGAAGAGAGAAGAUUAAACGGCCUACACGAUCAUAUUCUAAGCAGUCUAAGAUCUAGCUCUCCUUUUUACAAAAGACACCAGCAUUAAAAAUGUAAAUUUGAAUUUGGCUGAAAAGUGAGUAGCUAUUUUCAUACAAACUUAUACGACGGAUUCGAGCACAAGUCCGACAGGAAAAUAAUUGCCAUCACUAACAAUAACAUGAUCUAUGAAUUAAUUAAUUUAACGUCAUUUUUAUUCAAAAUCACAAUAUUUAAUUUUCAAAUAUCAUGACAUAAUCAUCAGACACAUGAAAUAAUUUCAUAGGAUAAAAUCUAUUGUUAUUUUAAACUAAACUAAAGCAACUAAAGGAAUAUUAUCUCUAUAAAAAAUCUAGAUGAAUACAUAGUCAUAUAAUUAAAUAAAUUAUAAAUGCUUUAGAAAGUAGUGAUAUGCUAUUAUUAAAUAUACCAUCGAAUUGUAUAUACCAAUGUGUAACACUGUUCACAGCAAUUUAUAUAAUUUUUUUCUAAAUUAUAUAAGAAAACAACGUGUAUCACUCUUACUCGCAUUAGAAUCAGAAUCGUAUCUCAUUCAUUACGGAAGAGUCCUGUUUACAGUUCAAGUUUAGAAUAAAAGAAAGAUAAU